AUGGCUCCUUUGACCGUUGAGCUCAACACUCCCAUCACGGGCCCCUACUCACAACCCAUUGGCCUGUUCAUUAACAACGAGUGGGUUGAGGGUGUCGACAAGAAGAAGUUUGAGGUCGUCAACCCCGCCACCGAGGAGGUCAUCACCUCUGUCUGCGAAGGUACCGAGAAGGAUGUCGAUCUGGCCGUUGCCGCUGCCCGCAAGGCUUUCAACACAACAUGGAGAAAGAUUGCUCCCGGUGAGCGUGGCCGCCUGAUGCUCAAGCUCGCCGAUCUCGCCGAGAAGAACCUCGACCUUCUCGCCGCUGUCGAGUCUUUGGACAACGGCAAGUCCAUCACCAUGGCCCGAGGUGAUGUCGGCGCUGUUGUUGGAUGCAUCCGCUACUACGGUGGCUGGGCCGACAAGAUUGAGGGAAAGACCCUUGACAUUGCCCCCGACAUGUUCAACUACACUCGCCACGAGCCUCUUGGUGUUUGCGGUCAGAUCAUUCCCUGGAACUUCCCCCUUCUCAUGCUUGCAUGGAAGAUUGGCCCUGCCCUGGCCACUGGUAACACCAUCGUCAUGAAGACCGCUGAGCAGACCCCCCUGUCAGCCCUCGUCUUCGCCAACCUCGUCAAGGAGGCUGGUUUCCCCCCCGGAGUUUUCAACCUGAUCUCUGGUUUCGGCAAGACUGCCGGUGCCGCCAUCUCUUCUCACAUGGACAUUGACAAGGUCGCCUUCACCGGCUCAACCGUCGUUGGCCGCCAAAUCAUGAAGGCUGCCGCCGCCUCCAACCUGAAGAAGGUCACCCUUGAGCUGGGUGGCAAGUCCCCCAACAUUGUCUUCAACGAUGCCGACAUUGAGCAGGCCAUCUCAUGGGUCAACUUUGGCAUCUACUUCAACCACGGCCAGACUUGCUGCGCCGGUACCCGUAUCUUUGUCCAGGAGGGCAUCUACGACAAGUUCCUCGAGGCCUUCAAGAAGCGCGCCCUGGCCAACAAGGUCGGCGACCCAUUCCACCACGAGACCUUCCAGGGACCCCAGGUCAGCCAGCUGCAGUUCGACCGCAUCAUGGGCUACAUCCAGUCCGGAAAGGAGGAGGGCGCCACAGUCGAGAUUGGUGGUGAGCGUCAUGGUGAGAAGGGCUACUUCAUCCAGCCCACCGUCUUCAGCAACGUCACCGCCGACAUGAAGAUUAUGCGCGAGGAGAUUUUCGGCCCCGUCGCCGCCAUUGCCAAGUUCAAGGAUGAGGAGGAGGUCAUCCAGAUGGGCAACGACUCCAACUACGGUCUUGCCGCUGCCGUCCACACCAGAGACCUCAACACCGCCAUCCGUGUCUCCAAUGAAAUCCAGGCUGGUACCGUCUGGGUCAACUGCUACAACUUGCUGCACCACCAGAUGCCCUUCGGUGGCUACAAGGAGUCUGGUAUCGGCCGUGAGCUCGGUGAGGCCGCGCUGGCCAACUACACUCAGAACAAGUCGGUUGCCAUCCGUCUGGGAGGCGCCCUGUUCUAA
Trichoderma breve is the source of this 1494-nucleotide messenger RNA. RefSeq names its product aldehyde dehydrogenase family domain-containing protein. Lineage: Eukaryota; Fungi; Ascomycota; Sordariomycetes; Hypocreales; Hypocreaceae. Gene Ontology annotation, molecular function: aldehyde dehydrogenase (NAD+) activity. The record is from RefSeq and is a predicted model, not a curated record. Bases 1 to 1494 code for a protein of 497 amino acids. The transcript has 3 exons.